AUUGCCGUUGGUAAUGUUGCUUACUGUUAUCAGUACAGCUUCUAGGACGCAGCAGACAAAAUCAUUUACAUUCAAUUAACGAGUUCGAUUUAAAAAACAUCAUGUCUUUGCAAGGCUCUUAUUUAACAGCAGCUGUUGCUACUGCAGGCGUCAUCGGGGGCGCGUAUUGCGCCUAUAGCAUGUACCAAGUGUAUCAGAAACCGCAAUUACCAACCGUAUGGAACGAAGUUGGGACUUUGAAAGAUCUCUAUGUGUACCCAGUUAAAUCUUGUGGUCCGAUCAUACUCAGUAAAGCGGAAUGUACAAUUUUAGGACUGAAAGACGGCUGGCUGCGAGAUCGAGUUCUUAUGGUCGUUGACGAUAAAAACAACUUUAUAACUGCCAGAGCGUACCCUGAAUUAUUGCUCGUCCAAACAAAGGUCAAGAGUUCAAUUCUUACAUUGAAUUGCAAUGGUAUGGAAUCUAUUGACAUCAACUUGGCUGAGGUAAUAGCGUUACAAACACCAAAGCCGGCUACAAUAUGGGGUAUUACGGUUCCUGUGUACGACUGUGGUUGGGAAGCAAGCGAAUGGUUUUCAAGGUUGCUCGAUAAAACAGCAAAUAGCUUUAGACUCGUUUACUACGCAUCGCAAAAUAGUCGCCAAUGGAGCAAUUCCAUCAACAAAUACUUUAAAUUCACAAAGAAUGAUACGGGUGCUCUACCAGAUGAAGUGCCUUUUCAUUUAAUAAACCAAGCUUCAGUGGACGAUCUUAACACGAGGUUAGAUGGUUCUCGUAUGACCCCACGCAACUUUAGACCAAACUUCGUACUGACUGGCGCCAAGCCGUACGAAGAGGAUGAUUGGAAAUUCAUAAAAAUCGGUGAAAAUAUUUUCGAAGUCAUCAAACCCUGCACCAGGUGUAUUCUAACAACGAUUGAUCCAGAAACCGGUAUACGUAAUGGAAAAACAGAACCGCUGGAGACUUUAAAACGUUACCGUCAAAUCGAAAAUCCAGAAAUACGUAAAAUAACAGGUAGUACGCCACGCAUGGGCCUUCAGAUCGCUCUGCGCUCGGGACCAGGCGGCAUCAUUUCGCUCAACGACACCAUAUAUGCAGCAUAAGUCUUGUUUAUGUAAAACAUGUUCACUUUUUUCGUAUCUUAUAAAACAUGCUACGAGUGGUUUAUUUUUUCUUUAACAGCAAAUAAAAGUGGUUUUAAUUGUAAGAAUUGUUUAUUGAAUAAA
This is a messenger RNA of Vanessa atalanta (red admiral), 1226 nucleotides long. RefSeq names its product mitochondrial amidoxime reducing component 2-like. Lineage: Eukaryota; Metazoa; Arthropoda; Insecta; Lepidoptera; Nymphalidae. Bases 102 to 1103 code for a protein of 333 amino acids. Gene Ontology annotation, molecular function: molybdenum ion binding; catalytic activity; pyridoxal phosphate binding. The transcript has 8 exons. The record is from RefSeq and is a predicted model, not a curated record.